UGUCAAAUUUGUGUGUCAAUAAAAUAUUUUUGGGAUGUUUUGUUUUGCAAAAGUUUAAACAAUUGGUAAAUAAUGAAUGAAAACGAAUACAAGACGAAUUAUGGUGAAUGCAGGUGUUGUUUUUCAAUGGGCAACCACAGACAUCUGAUGGAAGAGUACGAGUGGAACGGAACAAGAGAAGUUUAUUUUCAAAUAUUUUUGGAGUGUUUUAAUAUGUUCUUACGCACGAACACUGAUAAAAGUAACCUGAUAUGCACAUCCUGUGUGCUGAGGUUACGUGAUGCUGCCAGUUUCAAGAAGAUGGUGCUGGACGCUGAGCGCAGCCUUGUGAGCUGUGAGAUCAAAAAAGAAGUUACUAACACUGAUCCAAUUGGCUUAAAAUCGGCGACGAUUCUUGAAGUGGAUAUAAAAUGUGAACCAAAUGAGAACUUUGAAUCAAGUGACGCUGAGCAGAACUAUGUGAACUCUGGUGACGACACUAUGUCAGAUGGUAAAGCAGCUAAAGAAGAAGAAUAUAAAGAGGCAAUACUGGCAACAUUCUGCAAAAUUAAAAACAACAACAGAUCAGAGAAACUAGCAUAUAUUUACAAUGCUACUGUUAUUAUAGAAAACUCGAAUGUCACACCGUUCAAACCUAAAUACCAGACAGGAUUUCCGUGUUUCUACUGUCCAAUCAUAUUUGAAGACAUAUCCAAAAUGAGGGAACAUCAACUAAAGCACACCAAAACUGAACUAAAGAUGAUAUUACGCACGCAGGGCGCUGAAAAGUUUAUUGUCUAUGUUGACGUCACAGACUUGAAAUGUACAAUAUGCAAUGUUGAAAUCCCAAAUUUAACAGAACUAAAAACGCAUUUGAUCAGAAAACACAAUAAGAAAAUGCAGGAUUACCCAGACAGAGUAAUUCCUUUUAAAUUAACCCCAAAAACUUUUGAAUGUCAAGUUUGUAAAUGCAAUUUUGAGACUUUUGGAUCAAUAGAACGACAUAUGAAUGUCCAUUACAGAAAUUAUAUUUGUGAAGAAUGUGGUACAGGCUACGCAACUAAGAGUCGUUUGAAGGCUCAUUCUAAACAGCAUAUCGGAGGUAGUUUCCAAUGUGAGACAUGUAAAAAAGUCUAUACAACACCUAUGAAGUUAAAAAAUCACGUUGACGUUGUACACAAAAUGGUCAAAAGGUUCAAGUGUACAAAAUGUGAUGAACGGUUCACAGAGUAUUUUAAAAGACAAAAACACAUGGUGGAAAAACAUGGCUUAGCGAAACUUGAGUACAAAUGUAAUGUGUGUGACAAGACAUUUGACAGACGAUACAUUUUGUCAACACACAUGAAACGUGAUCACUUAGAACAAAGGGAUUACCAGUGCGAAAUGUGUUCAUACACAUGUUUUACUAGAAACGAACUAAAAUUUCACAUGAUAAAACAUAAUGGUGAACGCAUUUUUGAAUGCUCGGUAUGUAAAAAGUCAUAUGCAAGAAAGAAAACUCUCCGCGAGCAUAUGCGAAUACAUACCAAUGACAGACGUUAUGUUUGCAAAGUGUGUGGACAGGCAUUUGUGCAGAACUGCAGUUUGAAAGGUCAUAUUAAGACACACCACUCUGAAUUGCAAGUGUAAUAGCUUUUAUUUAUUGCUAUUAAGAGUUAGUGCAGUUUAUACUUAAAUGUUACUUUUUUAUUUGUUUCAUGUGGGUGAGAGUAAAGGAAUUGUUAUAUAGUGAUUUCUGUUUAAAGUGUGUUAUUUUUCAUAAAAACGUU
Molecule: messenger RNA, 1748 nt
Organism: Pararge aegeria (speckled wood butterfly)
Lineage: Eukaryota; Metazoa; Arthropoda; Insecta; Lepidoptera; Nymphalidae
Product: zinc finger protein 226-like
Exons: 4
Coding region: 73-1608 (511 amino acids)
Biological process (GO): regulation of transcription by RNA polymerase II
Cellular component (GO): nucleus; chromosome
Molecular function (GO): zinc ion binding; chromatin insulator sequence binding
Source: RefSeq, a predicted model, not a curated record